GUCAAAGAGGCUACUCUACAUUAACAACACUUCCGGUUAGAUUUUUCAAAAUAAAACUAUCAAGCCCACCAUCCUCUGCAAAACACGAUAACCGUAAACCUUUCAGGGCAGUUUGUGGUUUUAUUUUGAAAUUUUUGAUCGCGUAACGUCUGACUCAUUUCCGCCUACCACUAACUUGACUCUACUUAUUUCCGCCUGACGUUAGUGGCUGUUUCAUUGGUCGCACCCCCGGCGAAACCUACCAGACCUAUUUACAGUCUGAUAGCGUGACGGACGUCCAGUAACACAGUUCGGUUUAUGUAUCAGUGUGAUAUGUUUAAUACAUAGUGAACUAUUUUGAUUUAAAAAUGGUUUAAAUAUAUACAUUUAAAAGCUGCGUCUUUAACACAAACUGUAUCGACAUAUUUGACACGUUUUUAUUAUUUCAUUUUUAUUUGAUUUAGAUUUUAAGAGGGCGCGUGAAAGGAGUUGUUCCCGCGCAUCUCUACAUUUAGGUAGUGAAUGUUAGAAAGUAAACAGCUAAGUGUUAAGCUAGGUAUCUAGUUUAUCUGUGUAUCCUUUACAGUCUGUGUGUAUCUUACUCUGACUCAGUUUAUAUUCUCUGAAAGUUAACGGUACAGCCGUUGAAAAUGAACUGGGUCGGGGGCACAAGAAAUCGGUUAGUGAUGAAAAAUGAUGCAAAAAAGCAGAGGGAAUUCUUUGAAAGGAGAAAAAUGCAACAGAAACUGAAAAACUUGGGUAUUGCUCUGCCAUCAUCACCUCGAGGCACCACCUCUGGUAGUAUGGACCUUGUGACUCUGUUUAUCGUCAACCAGAUUGCUGCUAAGAAAGAAAAUAAAGAUCCUCCUAAAGUGGCAGUUUUUGGCAGCCAUAAAGGAGGAUCUAAGCAUAAGAGGAAUGAAACUCUGGUACUUCCAAUGAGUCCCUGCUCGCCAUCACAGCUGGAUCUUGUUGAGAGCCAGUCUCAGUUUAGCAUUCAAGGAACAAGAAAAGGAAAGAAUAUUAUCCCACAAGGAUUCAAAAGUCGACAGCUGUCACCAGUGCUGGAGUCAGCUUUCUCAGACAACAGUGCAUCUGACUACCUGCCACCCACAACUGACCCCCGCAGCCCAUUCUCCUCCAUCUCAUCAGCUUCCUCAAGUCAAUAUUGUGUUGCAAAGUUCUAUAUACAUCAAACUCCUGAAUUAUUUUUACAACGGUAACUUGACAUUUUUUUGUUGAACAAUCAGAACAUUUAGGCCGAUCCACCAUUGUUUCCCCAGGAAUGUUCUCCCUGCAACAGGGAAAAAAGACACAGACACAGUUACCUCUGCACUAUUCUUCUCUGGCCUGGGACACCUCAACACUGGAGCAGACCAAGUUUCAGCCUUUCUCUCAAGCCAGAGGCAUGAUGGACAGUACCCCCUGGUCAAAUAGAUCAAACCCACCCCUCUACCAACUGGAGACACCAACAGCAGCUCAAACCCUGUUUGGAAACCCAGAGAACUAUAUCACAGAGGCCAAACACCCUGCAGAACACCAGGUCACCUUCUCUCUCCACCAACCAGAGGACACAGAGCCGGUGUUGGAUUUCACUCUUCACCAGGCAGAGAGGGAACAGCAGUUUCAGGAAGAUGUCUUUAGGGGCUUCAGCACUGAAGAAUGUGGAGGAGAUGUUUCUCAUGUUGGGAGACGAAAGUCAAAGAUCUAUCUCAAAGAUGAAACACCUGCCACAUCUUCAACACCACAAACUGUCCCUGACUCACCAGGCAUGGAAGUAGAGCUCUCCAACUGCACAGACAUGAACUGUUCUUGUCUUCAACACAACUAUGGUCCAAUGAGUGGCUGUGACAUGACACCAAGUUACCCUUGUGCAAAAGGUUACCUCAGUUCCGACUCAGAUGAUGAUCGACAAUGCUAUCAUUCUUGUCCCUCUGCUGUCUCUUCAUAUAUGGACCAAGUCUGCUGUGAAGUUAGCCAUAAUUCAAACCUUGGCGUACAGGACAAUGAACAACAAAGGCACAUCCAAUCAAGGCUUCCCACCCCACCCCUUAAACCCCAAAUCAACCUCAUAGAUAAUCAGGAAGUUAUAGAGUACAUGGCUGGCUCAGAUAAAGGUGUGGGAAGUAACAGACAACAUACAGGAAGUGGCACAGCUCAGUUUGAAUCGGAGCUGUGCAAGUGCAAGAAAACAUCCAAUGAAACUCAAGAUAUGGGAACUCAAACUGAUGACAAACCCAAGGCUGAAACAUGUGAUUCCUCCACUCAGUGCAGCUUGGUUUUACACAGUGCAACCAAAGCCACUGCACCUUUUGAUCUGCCAGUAAUGCAUCCAGCCACAAGGAGGCAGACUCAUACUACAUCAGGGCCAAAUACACAGGCAGUGUCAACAGGCAAUGGAAGGAAUGGAGGGAAGCACAUGCCCUGGAACAACAAGAAAUCCAGAGCCAGUUCCCUAUCAGAAAACAAGAUUAUAAACAAAUUCCCUGCUAUCAACAGUGAUGGAAAAGGGAUCCCACAGAGACCCAUAAACCCCUUUCUAGAUGUGCUGAGCAUGACUUAUGGCAAAGGUGAGGAGAAUAGAGAGGGCAAAGAUGAGAGAGGGCAAGAAGAAAAUGGCCGGCUGAUGAAAGAUCUGUCAAAUGAAGUGAGGGAGGAGGUCACAUGUGCCACAAAGGUAAACAGACUCGCAGAAGAGACCCAAACACUUCAGGAAAUAGCCGACAUUUUGCUCUUGCUCAAGCAGAGGAAAGAUGAGUGACAGUCAGAAGGAAGGAAUUAAAGCAAGGCAGAUGGAUGAAGGCAGAAGGAAACAAGCUGUUUCUGUAUAGUUCUCUAUUUAACAUACUGUUGAAGUUCAUCUUAUGCAUGUUUACCUCAUAAACUAUAGUGUGCUAAUGUUUUGAAUAGAGACUGAAAUAAAGCCCCAAAGCGUUA
This is a messenger RNA of Labrus bergylta (ballan wrasse), 2916 nucleotides long. The record is from RefSeq and is a predicted model, not a curated record. NCBI's taxonomy places the organism in Eukaryota, Metazoa, Chordata, Actinopteri, Labriformes, Labridae.